This is a messenger RNA of Sodiomyces alkalinus F11, 1086 nucleotides long. RefSeq names its product metal-dependent protein hydrolase. The transcript has a single exon. Lineage: Eukaryota; Fungi; Ascomycota; Sordariomycetes; Glomerellales; Plectosphaerellaceae. The record is from RefSeq and is a predicted model, not a curated record. Gene Ontology annotation, cellular component: nucleus; cytoplasm. The coding region runs from base 1 to 1086 and encodes 361 amino acids.
AUGCUUCGAGUCUCCAAAGCCCUACGAAUGGCCGAAAACGCAGCAAAGAGAAUCAAGAUGUCGUCGCCCGUCACCAUCGGCACCCACAACGGCCACUUCCACGCCGACGAGGCCCUGGCCGUGCACAUGCUGCGCCAGCUUCCCACCUACCAGGGCGCCAAACUCGUCCGCACCCGCGACCCGGCCGUCCUGGCGACCUGCCACACCGUCGUCGACGUGGGCGGCGAGUACGAUCCCGCCCGCAACCGCUUCGACCACCACCAGCGCGGCUUCGCGACCACCUUCCCCGGCCGGCCCACCAAGCUCUCCAGCGCCGGCCUCGUCUUCCUGCACUUCGGCCGCGCCCUGAUCGCCCAGAAGACCGGCGCGUCGCCCGAGGCCGCCGAGACGGACCCGGACGUCGCCCUCCUGCACCACAAGCUGUACGAGUCCUUCGUCGAGGCCAUGGACGCCCACGACAACGGCAUCUCGGCCUACGACGCGGCCGCCCUCGCCGCCGCCGGCAUCGAGAAGCGAUUUGCCAACGGCGGCUUCUCGCUCGCCUCCGUCGUGGCCCGCCUCAACCCCAACUGGAACGACCCCGUCCCCUCCGACCCGGACGAGGCCCAGCGCGCCGAGGACGCCCGCUUCGAGCUCGCCAGCGCCCGCAUCGGCGAGGAGUUCGACCGCGACCUCGACUACUACGUCCGCGCCUGGCUGCCCGCCCGUGCCGUCGUCAAGGCCGCCUUCGACAAGCGCGCCGAGCACGACCCCGAGGGCCGCGUCCUCGUCUUCGAGGGCACCAGCGCCCCCUGGAAGGACCACCUGUACUCCCUCGAAGAGGGAAAGCCCGGCGUCCUCUACGUCCUGUACCCGGAGAACCCCGGCCCCGGGGCCAAAUGGAGGGUCCAGUGCGUCCCCGUCUCCAAGGACUCCUUCGAGAGCCGCAAGCCCCUCCCGGAAGCCUGGAGGGGAUUCCGUGACCAGGAGUUGGACGGCAUCACAGGUAUCUCCGGCUGCGUGUUUGUUCACGCUGCUGGGUUCAUCGGCGGGAAUGCUACUUUUGAAGGCGCCAAGGCCAUGGCUCUCAAGGCGCUGGAAUCCUAG